UGCUCCAACUUCCAUAUUCAUCUAAAAUGCAAAAGAAAUAUUAAAUAAAGUGGGUUCAGAUACAUGUGAAUGAAGUGAUACCUCCUUUGCUUAGUUGAUUGCACUACUAGAUGAAAUCGACAGAGAAUAGGGUCCCCAUUUUCCCUCCAAGCUGGUGGAUUGAAGUAAAUGAAAAUAUCUGAAUGCGUGUAUCUAAGAGAGAAUAUCUAGAGGUUAAUGCUGUGCUCUCAUUGAUAGAACAUUUAACCUGUGCGGUGAAAUCGUGUCUGGUGUAAUAUUGUGUAUAUCUGCGAACGAAUUUCAGGCAAUAACACACUGAACAAAACACUUGAAGUUUGGAUAUUUUAUCAAGAUGCAGGUUUGGCAGAAGAUCUUCAUCUAUCAACGACUAGAAUAUCACUCAUAACACCAAACGUUCGAAUUUCCUGAAUCAAUCUUAGUAAAAGCAGUAGCAAUGGCAUCGGAAGCGUGCAGAUGUCUAGAAGAUUUGAAUGCGGACUGUUUGUUCAAAAUAUUUUCGUACUUGUCCCUCCCAGAUCAGUUCCGGUUUUCUCUAGAAACAGACAAUUUCAAUCAUAUUAUCCAGAGAAUUUUGAAGUCGAACUUUGUAGAUACCCGAGAAUUUCGUACCAACUUCAACUUAAAUCAAUCAGCGCUUCUGCUCUCAAAAUUCGGCCCAUCCAUGGAACGUCUAGACUUCACUGAAUGGAUAAAUGAAUCGAAUGCAUCGUUCUAUAAGCUAUUGCCAUUGUACUGCACCAGCGUGAGCCAAGUUAACUUCUUCUAUCCAUCUUCCAAGGGAAUCGAGAUCUACCUCGACGUGCUAUCAAAAAAUUCAAGUCGAAUCAACUCAGUCCACGUUGGGCCAUUCAACCCCGAAUGCGACCAUACUGAUCUGCAACGAUACGAGGUCGAUUUGUUUGAAGCAAUCGUGAAAUUGGAAAAUUUAAAAACAUUACACUUGGAAAAGCUUAACGAGGUAACCGGUGAAAACUUCCAUCUUCUAAGAAAUUUAAAGGAACUUAACGUAGAGUUCUGUGCCAACUACGAAUCAGAAUUCUUCACGGAGCUUUGUGAGUCCCCGAUUCGACUAUCAAAACUGAAUAUUAACAAUUGCACCUGCUUCACGGCAGAUGUGCUAGAAAAGCUGGUUGAAUCCCAACCAGAGAUCAAGGAACUUACGAUCAACAACAUACCGGAAGGGUUUGAGAAAGUUGUAAAACUAAAAAAACUGGAGAAGUUAACUAUCUGGGAAUCCCUCGUGGGCCGGCCAAUAGACAAAUUAAUCGAUAAUUUGAUAAAAUAUCACGAAAAAGAUUUAAAAUCUCUUCAAAUUCUCUGUGACUAUCCGCGAAACAUAGCAGAUUACCGUCCAAAAAUAUUAUUCCUCAAGAACCUCAAGGAGCUCCGGUUACCUAAUUAUGUAUCUUACGAUGACACAUAUCUACUCAGGAUAACCCAAAGUCUGCCAAAUUUGCAGAAACUUUACUUGUACAUUGAUGAUAAAAAAUGUUUGAUAACUGAUAAUGGGAUUUUCACCGUGUUCACACAACUGCCACAUUUAAGGGAAAUUGGCUUUUACUACAGAUACAAAUUCAACUCAGAGUUGUUGGAGCGGAUUUGUUCGACGCGGAAAGCAGGCAAGUGUGGCCAGUUGAUGGUGUACAUGAAGAAUGAUAAGGUUUUGCAGGACAUUUUGCAGGAUCCCUUCUAUCUUCAAAAUUCUAAAUAUGUGAAAUUUGCCGAAUAUCAGCGGAAGCAUUUAUUGUUGAUUUUUUAACUAAUUUGCCUUUUUUCUAAAUAUCUUUACAUUUAAUAUAGUAAGUUUACGAUUAUUG
This is a messenger RNA of Hermetia illucens (black soldier fly), 1838 nucleotides long. RefSeq lists its product as uncharacterized. The transcript is spliced from 4 exons. Lineage: Eukaryota; Metazoa; Arthropoda; Insecta; Diptera; Stratiomyidae. The coding region runs from base 455 to 1780 and encodes 441 amino acids. The record is from RefSeq and is a predicted model, not a curated record.